UGUGAUUGUGCUCCAGGUUUGUUUUGUUUUUUUUUAAGUUGCCGCUCUGCAGAAUCAUUUCAUUCCGCCUAAAAGAUGUUAGUGAGAGUCCAGCUUCUGCAAUGGGGUUCAAAAAAAAACUGGCCAUAGGCGUUGGUCUCCUUUUUCUGGCCGCUGGGAUCGUGGUUCUACCAGCAAUUGUCCUUUCUCCUCAAACGUCUCAGUUCAGGGAAACAUUCAUGCGGAAAUGUCAGGCUUUCCCAGAAACCAUCCAAAGAUGUGAACAGGUAUUAAAUACGUUUGAGGAAGCCUACGUCGGACAAGACCCGUGUAACUUUCCGGAGGAAGCGUACCGGCGGCUCUUUAUGGAGAACCCCUUCACACAUUCAUGUGACAAGACAAUGUUCUGGAGCGACACAAAAGAUCUGGUGCAUGGGUUCUGUAAGGAAAGGACUCAUUUUGUGUCCCUGGAGAACACGCUGCUAGGGAACAUCAUGGACGGCUUGACGUGGUGCGGAAAGAAGAACAGCAAAGACACUUUCUUCUACUUGUGUGAAAGGUGUAAGAACAACACCGUGUCUUCAUUCUGGGUCAGAGCCUCUUCAGAUUUUGCAGACUAUGCUUGUGGACAUGCCCAUGUUCUGCUAAACGGAGAGAUAAGCAAACCAUUUGAUCCCACCAGUUACUUUGGCGCUGUUGAAGUUAAGAACCUCAUCUUUCCCAGAGUGAACCGCCUGACUGUUGUUCUUGUUAUCAAGAAUAAUAAUGCAGCUUGUAGCCAUGAGUCUCUGAAGGAUUUACUAAACGUUCUGAGUCCAAACAUUCAUUACCGCUGCCAUUCAGUGACUCGAUCCAAGAUACUGGAGUGUAUAAAAACAGGAACAACCACUGAUGCCUGUUGGACUUAAAACUACAAGCUGUAAAACUACAAGCUUAACAACUUAAAUACAUGUAAAAAUUGUUUUAUUACCAUUUGUAAUUURUAUUUUAUAGGUUGUGUUUUGUGUUGCAAAGUAGCUUAUGAAAGUGGAUUUUGACACUUAUUCAAAUUAAACCAGAUUAUUCAAUGUA
Messenger RNA from Poecilia reticulata (guppy), 1050 nucleotides. Its product is annotated as ADP-ribosyl cyclase/cyclic ADP-ribose hydrolase 1-like. Gene Ontology annotation, biological process: positive regulation of B cell proliferation. Gene Ontology annotation, molecular function: NAD+ nucleosidase activity, cyclic ADP-ribose generating; phosphorus-oxygen lyase activity. Gene Ontology annotation, cellular component: plasma membrane. The record is from RefSeq and is a predicted model, not a curated record. NCBI's taxonomy places the organism in Eukaryota, Metazoa, Chordata, Actinopteri, Cyprinodontiformes, Poeciliidae.